Messenger RNA from Penicillium brevicompactum, 1161 nucleotides. RefSeq lists its product as uncharacterized. The coding region runs from base 1 to 1161 and encodes 386 amino acids. Lineage: Eukaryota; Fungi; Ascomycota; Eurotiomycetes; Eurotiales; Aspergillaceae. The record is from RefSeq and is a predicted model, not a curated record. The transcript is spliced from 2 exons.
AUGGCACACUUUCUUGAUCGAGUGAAAACUGUCCUCCGGAGAGGCAGACGGAGCUCAAGCUACGUGGGACCCAAGGAUCCAGUGUGGAAAAAGCUUCCCUCUCACAUCUUUGUGGCAAUAUUGGCAUCUUGUGAGCUCAAAGAUAUUGGCUCUUUGUCCCUAAGUUGUCGAUUGCUGCAUGACCGAGUGGCCAAGCUGGAAUUUGCCAUUGCCUGGGAAUACAUUCAGCUUCGUAAACAAAUCCACCAUCACGGCUACUCCCUCAAUGAAUUUUUGUCGCCGGGAGAUGACAUCGCAUUCAUCUGCGAAUUGUUCCCACCACCACCGCCUGAAUAUAAUCCAGCCAUCGAUCAAGAUAACGCGGGAUAUUCUUUGGGAUAUCUCGGUGAUUUGAAGCGAUGCUGGAAUACUUGUCUUCGACUGUCCUACCACCUGGCUGAUCACGUAGUGGAGCAUCACUUGGAGACCGAUCCAAUUGCUCAGCCUUUGUGGACUUCUUCUAAGACGGAGAAAGAGGUUGUCCACAGCAGAGCCGUGGCGGCACUACAAGCCAAGCUUCUGCGCCCAAUGGCCUAUGCGGUAUUCUUCCUUGAGGCUUCUGCUGUCUCGGCUCAUGAUCACCAUCACUCACACCACAGUCAUGACCUGGCGUCAUCUAUCAAAAGGCAACAAUCAAUUCUGCAAAAGGCUCCAUUCACGGACACUCAUAUAUUUUUGUCCACCCACCACUGCAUGCAUCUCCUUUUCUCGACCGUGCAGCGCUUGAUGGGGCCAGAAAUUCCUCAUUCCUCGGCCGAAAGCUGGAUCAGUCUUCUUCUCACCACCUCGACAAUGGAGAGACUUGUCAGCUUCUUUGUUGCAGUAGCUAAAGACGACCAUAAGAAGCAAAAUGGUACACAUGACUCUACAUGGUCUCAUCGAAAAGAGUUUUUGUUAAGAAUGCGACAAGACCUCAACGACUAUGUGGCAUCAGUCAGCGAUCAUGACCGGCACAUGGACCAUGAGCUAGAGCUCAACCAUGUAUGGUUUCAAGCAGCGUCGCAUGAGAUGGAUCGACGAGGCGCUAUCCCGCAUACUGUCGAAGAUACAGAAGUGCAUGUUCUCCAUGGUUCCACUGUUAAAAUGGAGUGUGGGUCUUGCUAUGAUCGUUAUGAUGAAUAG